GAUUCAUUUCUGCUGAGCCACAACAGGAACUCCCUAAAUAAAUUUUUUUUUAUUAUAGCUGGUUUACAAUGUUUUGUCAAUUUCUCCUGUACAGCAAAGUGACCCAGUCAUAUCUCUGUCUAUAUUUAUCUCUAUGCACACACAUUCUUUCCCUCAUAUUGUCUUCUGUCUUGUUCUAUCACAUGUGACUUUUUUAUUUUCUUAGUCUUUAAACUUUGUGAAUCAACUGUGUGCGUCAUGAUCCGAGGCGGUGGAACUUCGGCCCUUGUUCAACCAAAGACGUGGUUUGCCCUUCAAAUUAAGCACCCAGUAGGUUUUCGUCAAAUUUCCAAACACCGUUGAGCCUCAGGCCACCCACACGUAGCUUUGACCAUCCCUGGUGUCAAAUCUUGUCUAUUCAAAGGGACAUUUGAUGUCUGGACAGCCUAGGAACUAAGUCUAGAGAAUGAGGUUAUGGAUCCGUCUGGGAAAUACCGUAGUUCCCCUGAAGCACUGACUCCGUUCCCUGUGCUGCUGUUGGGGGGGUGUGCGGGUGGCAGGGAAGGGGACCUUCCUACUGGAAGGUGCACAGAUGUUGGAGCAACGGUGCCUGCCUGGAGUCUGUGCUUCUUUCCUGCUCUGUUUUCAGCCUGACUUUAAAGACUGAGCUCAGACACACUGUCUUUGUUCAAUGACUAAACCUAAAUUUUCCCAUUGCCAGAGACAUUGUAGCUUUGGAAAUAAAGGUACAAUUUCUUCUGGCUUUGAAAUCCUGCAGAGGACGCUGAGACCUGCCUUACUGUUUUAGGGGCCCUUUGGGCUCUGGAAGCUCUAGGCUUGGAGCCACCGGGGAAUGGGUUCCCUGGGCGACGACUCUAAAGGAUGAUGGACACAUGGCCAAAGGCCAGCAGGACCGACGACCGGCAGGCUCAUGGCUACACCUCUUAUGUAUGUUGAAGAACUACUGGCAGGCACCACAGUGGUUUAGAUGUGAUUCUUUAUCAGAAGCACCGUGGAGUUCUUUGAAAAUCUGUGGAUUCUGGAGCUGCAUUUCCAGUGAUUCUGAUUCAUGCAUGAUUGGGGCCAGGGGCAGUGGGUGCCCUGGGUGAGUGGUCGGGGGUCCCUUGGCCACACCGUGAGAACCACUGGUAGGGUAGGCUUUGGGGUUGAACAGACUGGGAUCCCGUCCUUCCCACUUUGUACAGGUUACGUGAUCUCACGAAGUUAUUUCAGUGUCUCUGACUGGUGGUUCUUUAAGUGGGGUUGGUGACACCAUCCAGGGAGGGCGUUGUGAGGGGUGCAGCCCGUACACACCAGGCACCUGGCUCUGCCUGGCACAUGUUAGGCUGUUAAUCACCUAGGGUUGGAAGUAAAGGGUCCCCCUCCAGACCCUGCAUUUCUGCCAUCCUUGUCAGAGGGAGGAUAUUGCUAAUCGCUGAGAAUGAGGAUCACGCUGGGUGUCUUCUCUGUCCUGGAGUCCAUUCCUCUGUGGGGCUUCUGGGUGAUGGGGCCCCUUUAUUCCCUUUGACUCUGGUGUUUGCCACUCAGCCUCCAGGUCUGCCGUGGGCCCACUGAAUGGCUUGAGAUGUGCCCUUCUCUUGUUCUCCUGCAAGGCGCCUACCUCCCACAUGCUUGCACAUGUACACACUUGUGUACACACACCUGCACACAUGCACACACAUGCCUGUAAAUGUGUAUAUGCCUGUGCACAGCUACACAUGUGCACACAUAUACCCGGGUGCACACACAUGGGCACAGUACACACAUGGACACACAUACACCCAUACACACGUGCACACACCUACACCUGUGCACACACGUGGACACACAGUGCACACAUCUAUACACACGUGGACACACACAGGUACCCACAUGCACACACGCACAGCUGAUCUGGUCCCGAGGAGCUGUAUCUGACACUUGGCUCAGGCCCAGUCCUCUCCUCUCAGGUCACUGAAACGUGGUGACAGUCCUCUAAAGGCCUGGCCUGCCAAGGCCUGGGGACUCUCCAGCCUGGAAGAGCUGGCCUCUGCCUGCUGGGCCUGCAAGGAAAUCAAGGCGCCUGUUUUCAGGGGCAAACUUGGGUUAUGCUCCCUGUCCCCGUGUCCACAGGCAUGUGAAGGCAGGGUUCACAGCCCGGCCAACUGUCUCUGCGAAACUCCGUCCUCUCCAAGAUCUUGAUCUUCCCGGAAGACCGGCAGGCCAGCUUUGGCAAAGCGUUUUCCUUUCAUUUGUUUUUAAUGCUCGCCCUGAAAAAUAAAGCCUUGGUUUUGGCCCAGGGCGCUGUCAAAACAAAACCCUUCCUGUCUCCAGGACAUAAGCAGGUUCCACAAGUACCCAAGCGCGAUGCCUCUUUGAGUUCCCAUCCACCGCCCCCCCCAGUGACUUUCCACGUGGAAGGACUGUGCAUCCUUUGCUUGCUAAUCAUUUAAAAUUCUAAUUGAAAGUUGCUUUCAUCAUGUGAGCCCUUUUUGGCAAAUGCACGAAGGUGUGUCUAAUGUAAUUCCAGUUUUUGAAGCAGUUUUUAAGUAAAAGAGGCUUUAAUCUUCAAUGCCUUUGACACUGGGCUCUUGAUGAGAUAUUUUGAGCAUAUAAAUUAUGCAAUUUUUCCAGCUGGUCAAAUUACGAAAGCUUGGACUUAGUGAUAAUGAAAUUCAGCGGCUCCCUCCAGAAAUAGCAAACUUCAUGCAGCUGGUGGAACUUGACGUCUCCCGAAAUGAUAUUCCUGAAAUUCCAGAGAGCAUCUCAUUCUGUAAAGCACUACAGAUCGCUGACUUCAGCGGAAACCCACUGACGAGAUUGCCAGAAAGCUUUCCUGAACUGCAGAAUUUGACAUGUCUUUCUGUGAAUGACAUCUCACUGCAGUCUCUGCCUGAAAAUAUUGGCAAUCUUUAUAACCUGGCUUCACUGGAACUGAGGGAGAAUCUUCUUACAUAUCUUCCCGACUCUCUGACCCAGCUACGGAGACUAGAAGAACUUGAUUUAGGAAACAAUGAAAUCUAUAAUUUGCCAGAAUCGAUCGGAGCUCUCUUACAUCUAAAGGAUCUCUGGUUGGAUGGAAAUCAACUGUCAGAAUUACCUCAGGAAAUAGGAAAUCUGAAGAACCUGCUGUGCUUAGAUGUCUCUGAAAACAGGUUGGAAAGACUUCCUGAAGAAAUCAGUGGCCUGACUUCAUUAACGGAUUUAGUCAUUUCCCAGAACUUACUAGAAAUGCUCCCGGACGGCAUCGGAAAACUAAAGAAACUGUCCAUCCUGAAGGUGGAUCAGAACAGACUCACCCAGUUGCCUGAAGCGAUUGGGGACUGUGAAAGCCUCACCGAACUGGUCCUGACAGAAAACCGGCUCCUGACUUUACCUAAGAGCAUUGGAAAACUUAAGAAGUUGAGCAACUUGAACGCAGACAGAAAUAAAUUAGUGUCUUUACCAAAAGAGAUUGGCGGGUGCUGCAGCCUCACCGUGUUCUGCGUGCGGGACAACAGACUGACUCGGAUUCCUGCUGAGGUGUCACAGGCCACUGAGCUGCACGUCCUGGAUGUGGCAGGGAACAGGCUGCUGCACCUGCCUUUAUCUCUGACCACCUUGAAGCUGAAGGCUCUGUGGUUAUCGGACAACCAGUCCCAGCCCCUGCUCACAUUCCAGACGGACACAGACCACACCACCGGGGAGAAGAUUCUCACGUGUGUCUUACUUCCUCAACUGCCUUCUGAACCUGCUUGCCAAGAGAACCUGCCUCGCUGUGGUGCCCUGGAGAGUUUGGUGAACGAGGUGUCCGAUGAGGCCUGGAAUGAGCGUGCAGUAAACAGAGUCAGCGCAAUCCGAUUUCUGGAAGACGAAAAGGACGAGGAUGACAAUGAAACGAGAACCCUCCUGAGGCGGGCCACGCCGCACCCCGGGGAGCUCAAGCACAUGAAGAAGACGGUGGAGAACCUACGCAACGACAGAAACGCUGCUAGAGGACUGGAUUCCAACAAGAACGAGGUCAACCACGCCAUGGACCGAGUGACCACGUCGGUGUAGACGGCACCUCCACGUCUUACCUCGCACGUCAUCCCUGCUGCGGAGAUCGGCCGGCCCGCGCUCCCCCUUGGCGGAGCGCCCCCUGCAGGUCUGUCUCUACCGGACCCCGCCCCCGCCCGCAGGUGGGGGUGCUGCUCCCCCCACAGCCCCGGAAGAAGUGCCUUACUCUAAUCCGACAGCCAGUCCUGCGCCGGUGGUCUCCAGCCUGAUGUCUUUGUGUUCUCUUUCCUAAGUUCCGGUUGUUUGUCCUGAGUAGAAUACACUACUGAAAACAUCUGACCUUUGUUUUCUGUCUUAUGUUGGGGUCAGGGAGAGCAGAAAGGGGAAUUUUCAUCCGCCUCCCUCCCAGAAAGUGCUGGGACAUUGUGAACCCGAAUUCUCUUGGACCUACUGAUGAGAGAGAGGUUUAUGCAUGAGAAAAAAAAAACAACAAAAAAAAAACUGAUAAUUUUUUAAACCCUUUUUGGCAGCUCAGAUGGUGUACAUUUAAAAAUUUUGUAUAGGUCUUUCGUAACAAGAAACAAUGUAUUUCUUUUUGUUAUUUUAUCUUGGAAACGGUACACGUUUUAGUAUUUGUGCGGAAAAAACCAACACCUGACAGUCCUAAAGUAUUUGUUUUUAUUUGUACCAUCCACUUGUGCCUUACCGUAUCCUGUGUCACGUCGAACCAGUUGUCACAGUGGCAUCUUUGAGCAGUGAGAUGGGAUGCUGAAUGUGGUAUUUUUAAUGCAGUGUUUGAAUCAGUGAUCUCCCAGGUGGAUUUGUUUUUAACCAAAAAGAAGAGUUACCAUCCCUUUGUAAAUUAGAUCAGUUGAUUUUUUUUUUUUUUAAGAUGAACCAAAGGAUUAGACUGCUACCAUCUCAUUUCUUACACUCUGACUUUUCACGAAUGAGUCUCUCAUGAUGAGUGCCGUGUCUGAUUGUAUGUACUUGGAAGGUCUGUGCCAUUUGUAAAAUAAAACCAAGCAGAAAAGCACAAAAAGAGAAAAUGGGCUCAGAAAUGCAGUGGGUAAAUAAAUUAUGUACGGCGAAAGUAUGAUUUUUACUGAAGACAGCUUUACAAGUUUUAUAUGGAGAUACAAAACCACAAUAAAGCAGAAUAACCUACAACCCUGCUAGAAAUGUCUCUCUCUUUAUAAGUGCAAUUUAAUUUGUAAAUAAGAGUUGGGAUCCAAGUGUAAUGAAAUGUCGUGUCCCGUUUUAAACGUCUCCUAAUUUAAGGGGCGUGGGGGUAUGUUUGGGUGUGUUUCUGUUGAUUUCUUUUGUUUUGUUUUGUAUGUUGUGAUAAAAGAGGAAUGAAAAGCGCCUGUUCCUGUGUGGCGUUUAGGAAAAUCACGUUGUCCGUGUUGGUGUGUUAUUCUUUCCGUGAAAUAAAGUCAGCCUGGACAUGA
Molecule: messenger RNA, 5387 nt
Organism: Sus scrofa (pig)
Lineage: Eukaryota; Metazoa; Chordata; Mammalia; Artiodactyla; Suidae
Source: RefSeq, a predicted model, not a curated record